GCGCCAUGAACCGCCGAAUCUCGUGGCAUUGUGCAGCAUACACUCCGAGCAUCGCAUAGGCUGGCCGCCACCACCACCGCGCAAAUGGCCUUGAACGGCCACAUCACCCUGUCGCGGACAAACACCGCAAUCAAUGCAGAGAAGGAGCUGCGCAGACAGAUGCCCCCCCUGCAAACCGCCCUGGACCACGACUACACCACCACCUCGCGCCCGCAGACCGCCCGCGAACCCGCCGACCUCAUGUCCAACGACGGGAGUCUGAAAUCCCCGGCCUCGCCGACCCGCCGCCAGCGCUUUGCCAUGACCGACAUGAUUGCAUCGCGCUAUCUCGAGGAAGACCCGCAGACCACCGUGCUUGCGCGCCGCCAGCAAAUCGAGGGCUACGAGGCAUAUGUUGUCGAGCAAUGGGCCUGCUCGCGGACGCAUCCGACCUUCUUCAUCACCACCUACACGGGCAAUCCGCAGGACGUCGUGCUCGUGACCAUCAUCAGCGUGCCUGCAGACGAGACGCAGUGGUCCAAGCCGAUGCAGCUGUACUUCAAGUCGCUUGAUGAAUAUCACGCCAAGAGGAGAGAGACGCCAUACGGCACGCUGAUGAUCACGAAUCUAAGCAGCUUCCCGUCGUCGUUGACUGUCCUCCCAAUCCCCGGCGGCGACAUGCGAAAAUACCGAGAACUCUUUCUUGUCAACGAAAAUCUGAAGAGACUGGGCUGCUCCGGCCGACUGGGCAUCAAGCUGGCACCGCCCAGCGGUGCGACUGAAGCCAAGUUCCACCAGCUCUACCGCACCAGCGAGAAGAUUCCCCUGAACGGCGCUGUCAUCGAGCUCGUCAAGCUUUGCCAGGUCGCCUUGGUACUGUUCGGCAAGCUCGAGCCCGAGUAUGCAGACGGUCUGCUUUGCGAUGUCACAGAGAGAGCCGUCACCGAUUGGUGGGUCGAAUUUGGCGCAGAAUACUACGCAGUCGAGCCACAUGACGGCAUUCUAGGACCCACGACCGUCGCUGCGUUGCUGGGUAUGUUAAUAGGGGCGCGAAACCGACUGAGCGCACUCAAUGCCCCAGUCGCCAAGGACGUGUUUGACAUCGAGAGCACCAAGAAAGGCAUCGGGCAUUUCCAGAAGACUCAUCACAUCCCGAGAUCACGGCGUUUAGACAGACAGACGCUGGAUAAGCUACGUCGGUCGACUGCAAAGGCCGCGAGUAAAGACGGGUGGGGCGUUCCAAGGGCGUUCAAGUCGACCGUGGCCGAGCUCGGCGGGAAAGGCGGCGAAAUGAUGAUGGGCAUAGUCGGUGCGGGCGACAAGGAAGGCAUUGCGGAGGUCGAGACAGUGGACAUUGAGCGGUUUGUGGAGCUCGUGCGAGGAGAUCACGCCAAAUGGUUGUGGCACGGCCGACCUCGAAAGACUGCAUCUGGGGACAUGUUCGACCGACUGCCUGACCAAAAUGGCCAAACGUCACCGACCACAAUGCAGGAUCGCAGUCGCAAUCCGCUGAAGAGACAGCCCACGCUCGAAGACCAGAAGCUGUCGCGACGCGAGACCACGCGAGACGAGCACAAGAAAGAGAUGUUCAGUCCGGAUGGCACGGAAGCAAAAGACAGAGAUCCGUUCUCGAAGCGCGCAGCCAUCAAGGCGAGGCUCGGUCCUGAGCGUAAAUUCCACCGCAUCAAAGACGCUGUUGGUCUUCGCAGUCAUGCUACCAAACUGUCGCGGGAGGAAUCGACACGAAUACCUCAGGCGUCACCAGGCGUCAGCAGUCAGCAGAGUGACGUGGAUGGCUUUGGCGAAGACGGGGAUGAACGGACAGAUGCCGAGACCUCUUUCACCAAGGUCCUUACCGAGACACCACGAGACUCUACCAGUGAUCUGAUUCCAAAGGCGCCGUCCACACUCGAUGGCGAACAGGACUCGUCCGGCUCGAGGAUUGUAAUCGCCGAAUCAGAAGCUUCCACCCAGCCGCCGACAGCUGAGCCAUCAGUUGCUGGCUCCAUAUAUCACGGCAUCGAUCUGAACGAAGUACUACCUCUCGAAGUCGCCCAUGCCUACCCACCCCUCCUCCGCCGCACGCAGUCCUCCGACCAGCUCACCCUCUACAACACCCACCACAACGACAACUGGUGGCCGCGCCACCUCUCCUUCAGCGUCGCCGAAGACAGCAUCCUCACCUGGCGCAGCAUCGUCGCCACCCCCGACGACGAACCCCUCGACACCUCCACCACCGCCGCCGCCCUCGGCACCCAGCAAAUAACCCUCGCCCUGCACUCCUCGCAGCUCAAGCGCCUGCACCACCGCCUCGCCGCCCUCUCCGCCACAGACGCCGCCUGGGCCUCCUCCCGCCUCGCCGACAUCGCCCGCCUCGACGCCGCCGCCGACGCCGACAUGCAGACCCUCGACGCCAUCUACUACCCGCGCCUCGACACGUACCACUCGCUGCGCGCCGACACGCACGCCGCGCUCACGUCCUCGCGCGCGGACCUCACCGCCGCGCUGAGAGAACUCGACAACGUCAAUGAUAAACUCGAGUACGAGAUCGGCGCGCUAAGGGGCAAAGUCGAGGACGUCGAGGACUUUGUCGACGAGUUUGAGAGGCAGGUUGAGUUUGUGUGUGAGAGGGUUGAGGAGCUGGAGAGGACGCUGGGGGGCAGGGAGGGGUGGUGGCAUUGGGUGUUUCGCAAGGCGACGGGGAUUGGGAGUCGGCCUGCUUAGUGGAUAUGGAUUCUUGGGGGUCUGCGUUGGGGUGGCGCGUUUGAGUGUUUCUUUUUAUACCCUCGGUGUUGUGUAUGGGCGUUCUUGGUGCAUGGCGCUGACAUGGACAUGUAGUUGAAUAGCAGAUUCUCACGCACGCUUAUCAUGGCUUCUGUGCACCGGGCCUGGAUCGCCAGCUCCAGUGGCUGCGUAGACACGGGUCCUCUGCCCUCGCCGCAUCGCCGUCAUGCAAAAU
This is a messenger RNA of Boeremia exigua, 2938 nucleotides long. RefSeq lists its product as uncharacterized. The transcript has a single exon. Gene Ontology annotation, cellular component: Sin3-type complex. The record is from RefSeq and is a predicted model, not a curated record. The coding region runs from base 85 to 2703 and encodes 872 amino acids. NCBI's taxonomy places the organism in Eukaryota, Fungi, Ascomycota, Dothideomycetes, Pleosporales, Didymellaceae.